AUCAUGUCCCGAGAUAUCGUGUACCACAUUUAUGCACCCUUCUGUUCUCCAAGCCACUAAGGUGAGUUGCUGAUCCCAGGCAUUGUUUCCCUUGGGACGGAGCCUUGAGUCUCUUUUUCGCUCCGAAUGCUACAGGCACCCGUACUCAUACUGAUUUGGACCAGUUCAGCCCCCUUGUGCUGCAGGAACACGCACAAUCCUACGCGUGCGGCCCGCCAGCAUGUAAGAAAGAGAUUUUUCAUCGCGCCUCAUCACCAAGGACCCAUGGCCUGCUCACCCGCUGGAGCCACUGUCAACCCUGCUGGGUUGCCAUGUUUCGAACGCCUUGUCGUCAUCAUCCGCAAGGUACGCGAAUGCACCCGUGUUCGCUAAUCGGAAGCAUUCUGUGCAGUAUAAUGUAUGGCUGCGAUAAGACCAGCGUAUGAUGUUUCAGAAGGUGAGUAAUCCUCGAACUAACGUUGCUAAUGGGCACUGCAGUGCUAGACUGUGAACAAUUUUACGCCCUCUGGGAGACAGAGCAUUGGUCUUGUCAGCGGAAACAGUCGCCGACACAUGACGAAUUGCUACUCAGGGACAAUUUUCAUCUCCACGUUCAUGUACUGUAACCGCUCCAUUGUCAUAUGCAGGUUUUAGCUUUUUAUGGUAUCAUCCCUGUACCACGAUUGGAUGUUGCACAACCAUGAAGUCCUGGCCUGAACCUGGCGAUAUCCGUUUUCGUGUUUCGUCGUCCGGGUCUGACCUGGUAAAAAACAACGAUGUCUUGCCCAGGCCAAAUGGCAAGCAUCAUAUGAGUAUUAUCAGCCUUAUCACUCGCCAAUACAACCCUUGGCCUCCUAACACCGCAGC
Molecule: messenger RNA, 846 nt
Organism: Exophiala viscosa
Lineage: Eukaryota; Fungi; Ascomycota; Eurotiomycetes; Chaetothyriales; Herpotrichiellaceae
Exons: 1
Coding region: 127-372 (81 amino acids)
Source: RefSeq, a predicted model, not a curated record